This is a messenger RNA of Plasmodium gallinaceum, 1407 nucleotides long. RefSeq names its product diphthamide synthesis protein, putative. The record is from RefSeq and is a predicted model, not a curated record. Gene Ontology annotation, biological process: protein histidyl modification to diphthamide. The coding region runs from base 1 to 1407 and encodes 468 amino acids. The transcript has a single exon. Gene Ontology annotation, molecular function: 2-(3-amino-3-carboxypropyl)histidine synthase activity. NCBI's taxonomy places the organism in Eukaryota, Apicomplexa, Aconoidasida, Haemosporida, Plasmodiidae.
AUGAAUGAAAUAACAUUAAAAGAUAAAAUAAAUGAACAAAAAAAAGUUCAAUGCUCUAUACCGAAGUUUAUUCUUAAUAAUGAAAUUUUAAAAAGAGCAAUAAAAAAAUCAUUACCAGAAAAUUAUAAUUUUGAAGUAUAUAAAUGUAUUGAUAUAAUUUUAAAAGAAAAAUAUAAAAAUAUUGUUUUACAAUUACCAGAAGGACUACUUAUAUGGGGAUUAUAUCUUUCAGAACUUUUUUAUUUCUUUUGUGAUUGUGUAGAGGAAGUUAUAAUAUUAGGAGAUGUAACUUAUGGUGGUUGUUGUAUUGAUGAUUUUACUAGUGAUAAAUUAAAGUGUGACUUAAUAAUCCAUUAUGGUCAUUCAUGUUUAAUUCCGCUAACAGUUACAAAAAUAAGAUGCAUAUAUGUUUUUGUUGAUAUAAAGUUAAAUUCUAGUCACUUAGUAAAAACAAUUAAAAAAAAUUUUAACAAAAAAGAUAUUAUUUUAUUAUUAGGAACAAUUCAAUUUUCCUGUAUUAUACACAGUGUUCAUAAUAUUUUGAAAACAGAAAAUUAUUUUGAUACAUUUCUACCUAUACCGCAAGUAUUACCUUUAACUAAAGGAGAAGUGCUUGGUUGUACAUCUCCGAAUUUAUAUCUUUUUUUAUAUGAACAAGUUAUAAAAAAAAAAAAAGAAACUGAAAAUAAUGAAAUCGAAACUAAUUUAUGUAAAAAUAUAGAAAUAAAAAGUAACAUAAAUGAAAACAAUGAAUCAUAUAUUAUUAAUGAAUGUAGAAAAUUUUUAAAAGAAAAUAAUAUAAAGAUUAUUUUUAUAGCUGAUGGAAGAUUUCAUUUAGAAAGCUUAAUGAUCCAUAAUCCAGACUUUUCUUUUUAUCGUUAUAAUCCAUUUGAUAAAGUACUAUCAGAAGAAAAAUAUGAUUAUAAACUAUUUUAUGAAAUUAGAAAAAACGAAAUAAAAAAAUGUAUAAACUGCAAAACAGUAUGCAUCAUUUUAAGUACUCUAGGUAGACAAGGAAAUGUUAAUAUUUUAAAAAAUAUUAUUAGUAUAUUAAAAGAAAAAAAUAUAUACUUUUUUAUCCUUUUAUUAUCUGAAAUUUUUAAUGAAAAAUUACAAUUAUUUAAAAAUGUAGAUGUAUUUAUUCAAAUUGGGUGCCCUAGAUUAUCAAUUGAUUGGGGUAACUACAAUUUAAAACCUUUAUUAAAUACAUAUGAAGCAUAUGUAUUAUUAAAGUCGGUAAAAUAUAGAGAAAUUUAUCCAAUGGAUUACUAUUCACAUUCUGGUAAUGAAUGGAGUAAUUAUAAUGCAGGAAUUGGAGAUGUUAAUGAAAAAUACUUAACUACAAAAGAAAUCAUAAAGAGACGAAUACAAUUAAGGAAAAAUAAAAUUAAUAUACAUUAUCAAUAA